UGUAUUAGGAGCUAAAUAAAUAACAUUAUUUUAAAUUGAACAUAUUUAUGAGUAAUAAAUUAUUUAAAUGUUCUGACUUACCUAAAUUUUGACCUACUAUUUGUAUCGCUUUUCGAUUGAAGUUUGGAGUGAAUUUUUUAUGCUUGAAUUGAGUAUAUAAAAAUAAUGGUUUUAUUUACAGGACACACUGGAAAUAUGACGAUUUAAAUAUUUUAUGAUAUUGUUCUACUGUUUGUGAAUUAGAAGCUAAUUAAUAUUUCUGAGAAAAGCCUACCUUUAAACUAUUAGAUGUGUAGAUUGCCUUUUAACUAUUAGAUCUAAUAAGGCCAAAAUUAUGUAGUUUAAUAAUGUGAUGUAUACUUUGUUUGUGAAAACAUUAAGCCUUCAGCUCAUUGUGAAUUUUGAUUUGUUUCUAUACUAGCUUGAAACUUUUUUUUUUUUUUUUUGUACUGCUUAGUUAACUGCGUUUUCACCGAAAAGUCAUGAACUCUCUGGAUACUUUGGAGAGCAUUCGUAAACUCACUGUCAACUUUGGAGAGAAACAUACAUUUGGAUACUAUUUCAGUGAUGUAUCCAAGGCUGCCUAUAUUUUUAUAUAUGAGACAUGCAUACUUUUGUUUACUUAUUUAUUGCUGUUAUUUUACCUGUAUACACAGUGAUUUGUUUGCUUAAAAUCAGAUUUGCAUAAACCUGGCAUCAUGUGCAACAUCGACAGCAAAAUCCUAAAGUGAGAAGGGAAAAAAUAGGCCAAUGAAGUCUUACAUUAUGUUCUAUGUAUGCAGAAAGCUAAGUCUGAUAAUAAUGAAGACAACGGAAACUGCCGUACACAGUUUAUCACCACAUUCAAAUUUCCAUAUGAAUGAUGAUGAUCUGCAGACAGAUGGCAAAAAUAUCCAUAGCUGUUUGGAGAGAUGAUAUACACAUACAUGGAUUGCUACAUAAAUACUUUUUGGUAAAAUGGUACAUUGCCUCUUCAGUAUUUUUUUAUGGUGUUUUGGCUGGGGUAAAGUAAUCAGAAAGUAUCUUUUUUUUUUUUUUUUCUAUGUCCUAUUUUGCAUUUUCAAUUGAUGCAAAAAGGUUGACCAUGCUUUGAUGUUCUGUGGGUUAUAGUUGUUCAUUUUCCUAUUUUAAGUCAUUCUGUAUGAAACAUAAAGUGCUCAGAAGAAGUAAAGAUGUCUAGAAGAUUAUGUAUAUCUUUUUUAUCUGUUCUUAAAUGCAACUGUAAAAACAAAUUUUAAUGAAUUUAAAUAACUUUAAAUUCUAUAUAUUGCUGUAAUAUUUUACAUACUAUCUAGAUUGACUUCUGCAUAUCAAUUAUAUAAAUUUUACAUUUCUUAUGAUUUCUGAAAUAUUCUGCAGGUCAGUGGUGGUUUCAGUUUUGCACUUUUAUAACAUAUUUAAAUAUUUUUAUCACAUUAAAUAUGUUGCAAUAGUUAUUUUUCAUUUAAACUCUCUUUAAUAAAAAUUUCCUUUUUGUGUUUUCAAAACUUACCCAGUUUACAGAUAUAAAACACUUUUCAGUUAACAGUUUUCAGUUAUUCUGCAUUAAAGUACCAAAUACUACAAAUCAGUGGGAAAAUAUAUAGAUAUAUGUAAUAAAUCUGUUAAACUGUUCCAUUAGAUGUAAUAAAACUGCUCCAUUGUUGUGAUAAAACUGUGUUAUUAUCGAAAUAAGAUGACAUGGUGAGAGUUGCAACAGAUUGGCAUCGGAGAAGACUGCAUCAUAACUGGAAGACUUUGCUGCGUAGUUACAAAGAAGACACUCGAAGAACCCACAUAAUGGUUUAGAAAUUAAACAGCUGCACUAAAUGCUUUUUCUUCAUUUUUGAAAAAAAAUAUACACAAUUGGCCGCAAGCAUAGGCAACAUCAGCAGUCCCCUAGGAUGCCAUUGAAGUUAUUUUCAUGAGCAGCUACUAAACCACAGAAAAUUUAAAUGUCUGGAUUUGUUGCUGUCCAUGUUGGUGCUGGAUACCAUGCAGAUAAUCUAAGGCCACUGUAUAAGAAAACAUGUAAAAAUGCAUGCAAAGUUGCAGUUCAGUUGCUUCAAGACCAAUGCAAUGCAGUAGAAGCUGUUAGUGCAGCUGUUGCAGUACUUGAAGACUGUCCACUAACAAAUGCUGGUAUUGGUUCUAACCUUUCUAUAACUGGAAGUGUUGAAUGUGAUGCAGGUAUAAUGGAUGGUGCAAGUUUAAACUUUGGUUCUGUUGGUGCUUUGUGUAACAUAAAGAAUCCUAUAAAAGUUGCCCAAAAUGUAUUAGAAGAACAAAACAGAGGAUUAUUAUCACAUGGUCGUAUUCCACCAUGUAUUUUAGUUGGAAGUGGUGCUUUGGAAUGGGCAAAAGAACAUGGCUUUUGUGAGAUUGAUCAAAAACAGCUUUCAACUGAAGUUUCCCGUGCAGUAUAUUUGAAGAACAAGUCUCUGUUAAAAAAAGUGAUCCCUUCAGAGCCAAAAUCAAAUUUUAUUUCUGAUACUUUAGAACAAAGGUCUUUUGGUGAAAGUACUUUAUUAGAUACUGUGGGAGCUGUGUGUGUAGAUGCAUUUGGAAAUGUUUCAAGUGCUGUAUCAAGUGGAGGUCUCUUACUGAAACAUUGCGGAAGAAUAGGUCAAGCUUCUGUUUAUGGAUCUGGCUGUUGGGCUGAAAAUUCUUUAUCUACUGAGAAGCCCAGUAUAGCUUGCAGUGCUACUGGUGUAGGAGAAUAUCUAAUUAAAACUGUAUUUGCUAAAGAAUGUUGUCAAAUGUUAUGUGACAAUGCUAAUUCUCUAACUGCUUUACCAGAUGUUUUUAGGAAAAAGUUUUUAGAUUCACCAUAUAUAAGAACAGUUGGCCAAAAAUUAGCUGGAGUUCUGGUUCUCAAGUCAUAUUCUGAUGAAGGAUAUUGUGAGCUUGGAUGGGCACAUACUACUAAAACUAUGAUUUUAGGUUAUAUGAAUGUCAAUGGAAAGAAGCCUUUUGCUGUUGUGUGUGCACAGCCUGAAGGAUCUAGAUAUGGUGAAAGUAUUGUGGGUAGUGAAAAGUGUUUUAAACUGUCUUGAUUAACUAAUGAUUCAAAAUGAAGUUCUUUUUUUAAAUUUUAUGGCCUUGUGUUCCAUUUUAAUUAUUUCAUACCUUCAAAAUCUAACAUGCUGCUUUUUAUUUCUCAUAUUUUGGUAGCUGUUAUGUAUGUCAACAUGACAUAUAUUCUAAACAUGCUAACAAAACAGCAUAAAUAUUUUAGUUUAUCAUACAUAUUUAAGCUUUCUUGUCAUGUUUUUUCAUUGACCUUAAAAAAGGUACUUAUGUAUUAUCACAUCAGCUCUGAAAAUUGGUGGAGAAUUCACAAAAUUUGUGCCAGUCGUUCCUGAAAAUUCUGAAGGAACUUAUGCCUCUUUAUUUAAAAAACAAUUUGUAUUUGACUAACUUUGUGCUUCAUAAAUACCCUUUUCUUGAUUUUGGCUAUUUUGUUAGGCCCUUCCAUUUUAAUGAAAUUUCUGUUUAGAACUUUAUGAGCACAAGCACACUUUUUUUAUACUUGGAGGAUCCCAUAACUUUGAAAAAUAACCCACUAUUUACUGUUCUGUAGAAGGCAGGUCCCAACAUUUAAUCUUUUUUUUUUCCCCAAAAAAUCCAAGGGGUGAAAAAAGUAAUAACAGUUAAUCUACAUCCUUGUUCAUAAAAACAAAAUGUGGCUUAUCCAGAAUCUGAUGAGGUUACAUCAAACAAAAGCAUAGAUGUUAUGAUUGUGUUAUUAGGCCAUGCUUAUCCCUAAUUGGCACUAAAUCGAGCUGCUUGGUGACAGUUUCAUGCUUGACAGGAUAAUACAUAAGUAUCAAAAUGACUCUUUUAGUGGAAUAACUUGUAAUAUUUAAUAACUGGUAAAUUUCUAUUUGUGGUAUUAAUUUUAAGUGUUACAUAAUUUAUAUUUAUUUUUUAUUUAUUAUUGUUAAUUUAAAUUUAUUUUUACAUAAUUUAUAUUUAUUUUUGUUGCUAAUUUUUUAUCUUUUUCUAAUUAAUUUAGUUUUAUUGCUAAGAUGCUGAAAACUCAUAUAUCUCUUCUUUAGAUCGGAUUUUUAGUAUUACUUCUUUAGAUCAUUCAUAUAUAUAUAAUGAUCAGUUGUAGUCAAAUCAUGGCUCAUGAGUGAAUGCAGGUCUUUGAUGCAUUACAUAUGACUGAAGGUAACGUGUGGACAUUUCGCUACCAUAAUUAAGAGAACGGGCAGAUAAAAAAUUUCCAAACCUUAUUUAAAGAAUGCAAAAUGACAUUUUGCUUGACUAAAAUAUAAAGCAAUGUGCUUUUCAAGUAAACAGUUAAAGAAUUUAAAUCAUUAGCAAUUUUUAAGUUUUGAAAAUGCAAGGAUUAUGCAUGGCUGCAUGUAUAAUCAGUAGUUGUAUAGGCAUAUUUGAUAUUUCAUGGAAUGUAUUAAUACUAUAUUUUAAUGGUGAAUUAGUUAAGAAAAGUCUAACCAACUAGUUACAACAUUAGAUAUAAAAAAACAAAACUCCUAUGAUUGAUAUAUGGCCCACCAGCGGUCAGUCUGAGGUUCAAAUCCCAUGAAAGGGCUGGCUGUAUGGAUGUUUUCAUGGUUUUCUCCAUGUGUAACGUGUAUACGAGCCAGUUUUCCUUAGAAAGCCCUCCACGAAGGCAUCCCUCCCGUAAUUAAAUAACCUAUCCUAUGAUUGAUAGCAUGAACACUAAAAUUAUGCCAAUUUACAGAAAGUUAUAUCUCUCAGAUAUGUUCUGACUUUUCAGAAAAGUGAAAGAUGCUUUUAAGAAGCUCCUUGUAUUCACUUUCUUGACAAGUAUGUUCUCAUGCAAGGCAACUAUUGAUAUUUUAUAUUAUUUUUUCUAAUUCAUGUUAUAUUAUUUCUUCUAUGUAAAGGGAAGGAUGUUGGACUUAAACCAGAAAACUUGUAUUGAUAUUAAAAAUGUAUGUGGUAGAUUCUUAAUAUAUUGUGAUAUUACAUAGUUAAUGUUGCAACAGAUGGAGCUUUGCAUAUAUGUGUGCUUAUGAUGGGAGAUAAAGCAUCAUUAACACUUACUGAAAAUUAUCUAGGUAUGUAGAAUUUAUGCCAAUUCAUUGCAUUUUUUAUUGUGAAUACCUGGCUGCCAGGUACUUUAAGAAUGAACUUAUCAAAUGUGUUUCAGAAGUUGUCAGUUUAGACAUUUUAUUGAAAAGGUGGAGCUUUAUGAUUGAUGGCCAUUCUCCUGCAUUAUAAAGUAAUAGAAUAUAAUAAAUGGAGACGUAACUGUAUCAUGACUAUAUCAUGAAAGAAGAAGAAUAUGAACAGCAGUAUGAGUCUGCAGAUAUCUUAAAGUUCAUGUUUCUUCACCUAACAAAAAGUAUUUUGAAAAUAAGAAAUAGAUAUGUUCUAAUAUUAUAACAUAUAUCUCAUAAUAAAUUACUUAAAAAUUCGCAGCUGAACAUUCCACAGAAAAGAGGGGGGGGAAAUAUGUUUAUCACAAGUCAUAUUUCUAGUUUAUGUUUUGAUCAGCCAAUUAUUAGCCUUUAGAAUUGGACACGAUUUCUUGAAAAACAUAUUGUGAUGAGGCUCCAUUUAAUUUCCCAAGCUUUUUAAAUAGCAAAUAGAGGCUUGGUACUGAAACCGCAGGGAAGAAAAGCUGCCUUAGGUUUCUUAUGAAAGAAAGGGUAAAAAAUAAAUAAAAAUAAAAACAAAGAUUAAACAAAGGUUAGUCAUUGUUAUUUUACUUCAGUGGAUAGUGUUCAAAUAAAUGGACAAUUCAAUUGUGAUAUAAGGAGAUUUAAUUUAUUUUCUUCAAUUAAAUACAUAAAGUUUUAUUCAAUAACAGUAGAGAAUUUUAGUUGGACAUGCAGUAAAUCAUAUUUUAGCACUGAGCAGUGUGCUGUUUUACAGAUUUUACAAGUAUAUUUUAUGACAAACUUAUUUUGUAUUUUAGAGCUUAAAAAUGACGUAUAAAAAAGCUAUGAAAUUUUUUGUAACUGUGCUGUAAUUCUAGAUUUUAUGCUGAGGUAUUCUGCAGGUUAAUUAAUACAGCUAUUAACUUAUGUUUGUUUACAUAAACUUUUCCCUAGAAUUGCAAAUCAAUAAUAAAUGUGGGCUCAAUUUCAGGGUAAUUAUAAGUGCAGUUUAGUCAGUAUUAUUAACUACCAGCAAUUGGAUUUAGCUUGCUUAAUUUAAAAGAUAUACAUAUAAUCCUUUAAUGUAGAUACAAAAAUCAACUUGAUUUAUAGAUGAUCGCAAGGUGAUAUGGAAUUUUAAAACUAAAAAGGUCUGCAAGGUACUAUGUUAUUGGAAGAUAAUUUGAUUCUUCUUGAUUUUCGAAGCACACUUUUACCAUUAUUGGCUGUGAUGUCAGAAUAGGUGUUAACAUUUCUCAAAUAUAUGAUACUAUUCUGGAAGAUACAGGGAUAUUGAUGCUACUUGAGAAAUAGGUUGAAAAUUGGGUGAGUUUCACAUUAAUUUUUCAAAAAGAGUUAGCUUAACACUUUUCGAUAGAUAAUUUGUGAAGUUUUAAUUUGCAUAACUCAGAAUCUAAUUGAGCUCUUUACGUACACAAAAAGUGACAUAUUACUACAAACCCUUCCAUCAGAUGUUUUUUUAUAACUGAUAUCAUAAAAAAUGUAUUUGCAUUGUUUUUAAAAUUUUGACUAGUUAACAAAAUUUUUCAAAAAUUAGUAAACACUGCUGAAAGAAAUAUUUUGCAUACUACCUUCAUCCGGGCUUUCAAUCUGUUAUCGUCAUUCAGAUUAACAAAAGGUAUGUAAUUGGAAAAUACUCAAAAGGCAAAAUCAAAUCAUCAGUCAUUUUUCUCUUAAAAUUAAAAUGCUUCAAUUGUUGUUUAAUUUUUUUUAUCAUUAUGAAGAAUUUUAUCAAUGUUAUCAUUCAAUUAAUCGUAAGUUCCCUGGAAUAAAAUUUUGUUUUUGCAUCUCA
Molecule: messenger RNA, 6891 nt
Organism: Stegodyphus dumicola
Lineage: Eukaryota; Metazoa; Arthropoda; Arachnida; Araneae; Eresidae
Gene: Tasp1
Product: Taspase 1
Biological process (GO): protein maturation
Cellular component (GO): cytoplasm
Molecular function (GO): threonine-type endopeptidase activity
Source: RefSeq, a predicted model, not a curated record